UUUGUGUGUUUUUGCAGCGGGGGCAGAGAACAAACUGGGCUGGGCCUUCGGUCUGGGUCUGGAAAGACUGGCCAUGGUGUUGUACAACAUCCCUGACAUCCGGCUGUUCUGGAGUCAGGACGAGCGCUUCCUCAAACAGUUCCAAGUGCAGGAUGUCCACCAGCAUGUCUGUUUCCAGCCCCUCAGUAAGUACCCGCCCAUCCACAACGAUAUCUCCUUCUGGCUGCCGGAGCGAGCGAGCGGCUUCACGGCUCCGGACUUCUAUGAGCUGGUCCGCUCCAUUGGUGGGGACCUGGUGGAAGAGGUCACGCUGCUGGACCAGUUCACACACCCCAAGUAGGGAAACAUCAUCUGA
Molecule: messenger RNA, 355 nt
Organism: Thalassophryne amazonica
Lineage: Eukaryota; Metazoa; Chordata; Actinopteri; Batrachoidiformes; Batrachoididae
Product: phenylalanine--tRNA ligase, mitochondrial-like
Exons: 2
Coding region: 74-340 (88 amino acids)
Source: RefSeq, a predicted model, not a curated record